UUCGCCUCACAUCAACUAUCUAAAUCUAACAUUCAUUUCCUUCGGUUUGCCAUUCCCAUUCUCUCUCAAACCCAUUGAGAAAUCUCUUCUUCAUAAUUUUCAUUCUCUUUGCUUUCUUAAACUCUUAAAACAUUUUUAAUUUCGUCACAUCUUUCUUUCUCCUCUUUUCUUUAGAUCUUCUCAACCGUCUAUAUAUCCAAAUCACAAUGGCUCUUCUAACUAAUAAACGAGCCUGCUCUUCGUCUUCCACCCAACAAUCUAAAUAUGAUGUGUUCUUGAGUUUCAAAGGGGAAGAUACCCGUAAUGGUUUUACUAGCAAUUUGAAUGGUAUUUUGCGUCAUAAUGGUAUUAACACCUUCAUGGAUGAUGAGCUCCAAAGAGGAGAGAAAAUUUCCACUGAACUUAUCAAAGCUAUUGAAAGUUCAAAGAUUUUGAUAAUUGUAUUAUCUAAAAACUAUGCAACUUCCACUUGGUGUUUGGAUGAACUUAUCAAAAUUCUUGAGUGUAAAAAGAAUGGCCAAGUGGUGUUUCCGGUCUUUUAUAAGGUGGAUCCAUCAGAAGUACGUAGUCAAAAGGGAACAUUUGGAGAAGCACUGGCAAAACAUGAAGAAAAUUUCAAGUAUGACACGAACAAAGUGCAAGAAUGGAGGGCUGCUCUAAAUGAAGCCAGCAAUUUAUCUGGUUGGCAUUACAAAAAUGAGUAUGUAUUUAAUCACUACUUUAUUAUCACCAUAAAAUUUUACUAUUAAAAAACAACUCCCUGAAACUAUAUUGUUUAUUUGUUUAUUUUUUUAAUGAAACUAUUAUAUUUUGAUCA
Molecule: messenger RNA, 817 nt
Organism: Quercus robur (English oak)
Lineage: Eukaryota; Viridiplantae; Streptophyta; Magnoliopsida; Fagales; Fagaceae
Product: disease resistance protein RPV1-like
Exons: 1
Coding region: 207-749 (180 amino acids)
Biological process (GO): signal transduction
Source: RefSeq, a predicted model, not a curated record